UGGGCGAGUUCAAUUUAUGUACUUUCAGUUUAGAAUUUUAAUUUAAUUCGUACUUAAAGAAGGGACUUUGCUGUAGUUGAAUUUUUAAACAGUGCAACGCUUAAGAAAACAACCUAUUUUGCUUGAAUCUGUCGUAGCCAAUCAUUAAAACCCCAUUAACCAUUAACCAUUGAGAACCACAAAAAAAGCAUUAUGGAAAUCCAACAAUUGGAAAUAUUGUGCAAGCAGCUGUAUGAAGCGACAGAUGCAAACAUACGUGCUGAUGCUGAAAAGAGACUGGCGAUAUUUGUUAAUAGCAACGAUGCUUUACCAAAAUGCCAGUUACUGCUAGAUCGAGCUGAUUCCAGUUAUGCACAACUUCUUGCAGCUUCUACCCUCACAAAACUCAUUCAAGGUAUAACUCUCGGACAACGCAUUGAUAUUCGCAGCUAUGCCCUCAACUAUUUGGCAACCAGACUUAAUUUGCAACACUUUGUAGUACAAGCACUUGUAACACUUUUAGCAAAAAUUACAAAAUAUGGAUGGUUCGAUUCAUGCAAGGGAGAAUUCAUCUUUCAAAACAUACUUGAGGACGUAAAAAAGUUUUUACAGGGCUCGGUUGAGCAUUGUACUAUUGGCGUACAAAUUCUGUCGCAGUUGGUAACAGAAAUGAAUUCAAUUGUGGAGCUAGAUGCACACUUGUCAUUCUCUAAAAACCGUAAGAUAGCUACAUCUUACCGAGAUCACCAACUGUACGAUACGUUUCUACUUUCCUGUUCCCUUUUGAUAAAUGCUCGAGAUAAUAGCAAGAACUUAAACUUUCUGGACGAGUCGCAACAGGCGCUAAUAACACAAGUCUUGCGGCUUACAAAGAACUGUCUUAGCUUCGACUUUAUUGGUAGUUCCACCGACGAGUCAGCAGAUGAUAUGAACAAUGUCCAGAUACCAACAGCUUGGCGUCCUGCAUUUCUUGAUGCAAACACAUUAAAAUUAUUUUUUGACUUAUAUCAAAUAUUACCAAAUGGCUUAGCCAGUUAUUCACUGUCGUGCCUAGUACAAAUGACAUCCGUACGUCGAUCUUUAUUUAGUAACUCAGAAAGAACGAAAUUUCUCACAAAUUUGGUAGAAGGUGUCAAAAAUAUUCUCAAAAAUUUGCAUGGUCUAAGCGAUCCAGAUAAUUAUCAUGAAUUUUGUCGAUUGCUAGCACGUUUGAAGUCCAAUUACCAACUUGGAGAGCUCAUAGCCGUUCCUUGUUACCCCGAAGCCAUAGAAUUGAUAGCAAAGUUUACCGUACAAUCAUUACAUAUGUGGCUCUUUGCUCCAAAUAGUGUGCACUAUUUACUUACCUUAUGGCAGCGUAUGGUCGCAUCAGUACCGUAUGUGAAAUCGCCGGAUCCGCACUUACUUGGCACGUACACACCUGAAGUUAUUAAGGCGUAUAUAGAGUCUCGUCUAGAUGCUGUGACGUUGAUUGUACGUGAUAAUAUGGAGGAUCCAUUAGACGAUCUUUGUAUGGUGCAACAACAACUUGAGCAGUUAUCGGUAAUCGAGCGCUGCGAAUAUAAUAAAACUUGCAAUCUUCUUGUACAGCAUUUCGACCAAAAGGCCCGAGAAUACGAAAAUCUCUUGCAGACACAUAAUUCAAGCCCCAUAGAUAUUACGGUUCAUGAGUUACAGCUGACAUGGUUGGUUUACAUAAUUGGUUCGGCUAUUGUUGGAAGACUUUCUGUUACUACCAGUGAUGAGCACGAUAAUAUGGAUGCAGAGCUUGUUAUUCGUGUAUUGCAGCUAAUGAGUUUAACUGACUCACGUCUACCUCAAACUGGUUGCGAAAAGCUAGAACUGGCCAUUUUAAGCUUUUUAGACCAAGUUCGUAAAAUGCAUAGCAGUGAUCAGGCUCAAAAGGCAACUGUUUAUAAACGACUCAACGAAGUCUUUGGACUAAAUGAUGAGCAAAUGUUGCUUAGUUUUAUUAACCGCAAAAUUAUUACAAAUCUUAAAUUUUGGGGCCGCUCUGAGCAAAUAAUUACAAAAACUUUAGUUUUAUUAUCCGAUCUCUCUGUGCAUUUUAAUUCAGUGCGAAAAUUAGCGCGUCUAGAAGAAGUACAGUUUAUGUUAACACAUCACACAAGCGAACACUUUCCUUUUCUUGGUACGAGCUCUUCCCUGAACGAAAUGCGUUGCCGUACAAUGUUUUAUACAUCUCUAAGUAGGUUACUAAUGUUUGAUUUGGGAGAAGAUGAAGAACGUUUCUAUAAUUUUCUUACUCCGCUUACAAAUCAGUUUGAAUCACUUGGAAAUGUGUUAAUGGAUACAAAAUGCUUUCCUAAUGAAGAGGUCAAAAAGGCAAUUAUUGGGCUAGCUCGGGACCUACGCGGCCUAGCAUUACCGCUUAAUGCUCGCAUUCAAUAUACAAUGCUUUUUGAAUGGCUUUAUUAUACGGAUUACUUACCUAUACUGCUUCGUGCAGUUGAAUUGUGGGCUCAUGAACCUGCCAUUACUACGCCUGUGUUAAAGCUAUUUGCUGAAUUAGUGCAUUGUCGAACCCAGCGUCUAGCAGGAAAUGUGUCUAGCCCUAUGGGAAUUUUACUUUUUCGUGAGGCUUCAAAACUUAUUUGCAUAUAUGGCAAUCGUAUUUUACAUCUAGAAGUAACAACUGAUCAACUUUACCCGAUGAAAUUGAAGGGGAUAUCAAUAUGCUUCUUAAUCUUAAAAAAUGCGCUUGGAGGGAACUAUGUGAACUGUGGCGUGUUUAAAUUAUACGGUGAUGAUACAUUACAUAACGUACUUGAUAUCAUUGCCCAACUUAUUCUCUCUAUACGACAAAGUGAUUUAUUGGAGUAUCCAAAAUUGGCAUCGGCAUAUUACAAUUUGUUAAAUUGUUUGUCUCAAGAUCAUGUAACGUACCUUACCGCUUUGGAACCACGAGCAUUUGUAUAUAUAUUGGAGAGUUUGAACAAGGGCCUUGCAGCGUUAGAUUCGGCAAUUUACAUAAGCUGCUGUACAAUUUUGGACAGUAUUGUUUCGUACAUAUUUAAGCAGCUACAAUUAAAAACUUCAACAUUCCCAAAUAAAAAGCUACGAAGUUUGUCACGAGAAAACACUCAAUUUCUUAAGGUAGUUGAACUAAAUUCUGAGUUGCUACAGAACAUGAUGUCUUCACUGUUAAACAAUGUGUUGGCUGAAGAUUGUCGAAACCAAUGGUCCAUGUCUCGCCCAUUAUUGGUACUUAUAUUACUUUACGAAGAUUUUUAUCGCUCUUUGAAAGAAAAUAUUAUACGUGGACAACCCAUCGAAAAGCAGCAGACGAUGGCACAGUGGUUUGAAGAUUUGAUGCUUGGUAUUGAGCGUAAUGUGUCCAGUAAAAACAAAGAAAAGUUUACACAGAAUUUAUCUACUUUUCGACGAGAUGUUGCUAACCUACCAAAAUCAACAACAUAUUCGACAGACAAUUCAUACCAGGUCUACACUGAAACAAAUUACUCAAUAUCGGUAUAAAUAGUGGAACACAAUUAUCUUGUCUACUGGCUAAACCUGUCAACGAGUUGUUUUAACACAAUUUAUAUUCUUAUAUUUACAAAAAAAAAUUAUAAAGUACGCAUAAAAAAACAAAUUAUAUAAUGAUUUAUAUUUUUCUAAACUAGUUUGAAAUGUAUAGAAUUUUAAAGAAUGUCAUCUAUUAAAAUAUACCAUGCAAGAAAA
Molecule: messenger RNA, 3681 nt
Organism: Drosophila mojavensis
Lineage: Eukaryota; Metazoa; Arthropoda; Insecta; Diptera; Drosophilidae
Gene: Ranbp16
Product: ran-binding protein 16
Exons: 17
Coding region: 193-3477 (1094 amino acids)
Biological process (GO): protein export from nucleus
Cellular component (GO): cytoplasm; nuclear pore
Molecular function (GO): small GTPase binding; nuclear export signal receptor activity
Source: RefSeq, a predicted model, not a curated record